This is a messenger RNA of Cornus florida, 741 nucleotides long. Its product is annotated as F-box/kelch-repeat protein At3g06240-like. NCBI's taxonomy places the organism in Eukaryota, Viridiplantae, Streptophyta, Magnoliopsida, Cornales, Cornaceae. The transcript is spliced from 3 exons. The coding region runs from base 1 to 741 and encodes 246 amino acids. The record is from RefSeq and is a predicted model, not a curated record.
AUGGGAAACGUUGUGCAUACGGAUUUGGGUACGACCACACCAUUGAUGAUUACAAGUCUGAUGCGAUUCAAGUGCGUUUCCAAGUCAUGUCUCUCUUUGAUUUCCAGCACCUACUUUGCUAAAACUCACCUCAAUGAAUCAUUCACAAAUCCUAACAUCCAAAGACAGCAAACACUCGUCUGCACUCGAUCUCCUGGUCAUGAUCGUUUCUAUGCCUACAACCUCCAAUCAGACAAAAGGAUGGUAAAAGAAGUAGAGAUGAAUUAUAUUGAUCAUGGAAACAUGGUUCCCUGGAAGCUUGAAUUUGUUGACUCUUGUAAUGGGUUGCUAGGUUGGACGUUUGGUACUUCAAAUGGGGAUGAUAAAAGGCAGAUGAUUGCAGCUUUUGAUUUGGUAGAGGAGAAAUUCCGGGUGGUUCCUGUGCCUGCAGCUACUCUUAUCUGUCGCGAUAUUCAGGAACUUAUGAUAAUGAAGGAAUAUGGGUUGCAACAAUCGUGGACUAAACUUGUGAUUACCAUUCCUUAUACUCAAAUUCAUCUUCUCCGUAUGUUAAAAAGUGAUGAAGCUCUGUUGCGGAUAGACUACCACAAAUUAGUUUUAUACAACAUAACAGAGGGAACUUACAGGGUUCUUGUAUAUCCGGACAUUGAGCGGGAUGGAAAUAUGUCUCUUGCCCAAGGAACCUACUUUGUGGAGAGCCUCAUAUCACCAUCCUAUAUGUCACAAUAUGAAGCUAGGUAA